UGCUCUCGGUAUUCUCUCUGUUCUAUUCCAUUUUCUAGUGGUAUUCUGUGUUUGUGUGUGUGUGUGUGUGUGCGUGCGCGCGCGCAAGAGAAGUACGUGAGAUGAUAAUUUCAUCAAUUGGAGAGAUAUAUGUGAUACGACUGUUAAUAUUACUUCGGAUUAUUCUUGUUGCGAACUUUUCGAAAUAAGUUUUUGGCUUUAAAAUAUAUAAUUUCACGAGACAAGUGAGAGAGAGAGAAAGAAAGAGAGCGCAAGCAAGUGUCAUGCUUUGGAAAUUGUCGAGGCGCUCAACAAUUGUUAAAGAAACGAACACGAAACACAAGUGUGCGUUCAAUGCGAAGUAUUGUGUUGGCGCAGCUUGUUUUUUGCGUAAAAAGUAGAGACAAAGAGUGUAUAAAAUUAUAUAUUCAAAAUUUAAAUGUUAUCGGUCGCAAGUAUCUCUGGCAUAUUAUUCGGCGAACGAAUGACAAUAUUUUUUUUAUAUUGCACGCUUAGAGGUUAUUAUAUUAACAUUUGAUAAAGCGUGUGUGUGAUUAGUAAAAAUUGAGCAGAACUUGGCAAAUUUAUACGAUCGAUACGCGAUCGGGGUACGUUGUGACAUCAUGGAGAAGUUUGUGAUCGAUUUGGAUAAAGUUCUCAAUGAUUUUGAAUUUAACGAAGAUUGUGCGGAGCAAACAACUUCGGUUACAACCUGUGCGAUCGAUGCGUCGAGCAACAAAGACAACCGUGCUGCGGCACCUUCAAAGACGCGCAAUUUUAAUUCUGAAAAAAGCGUAGAGAUUGAUGUGCCUCUUGAAAAACGCAAAGAUACUCGCGAAAAGAACGUAGUUUCGGUAUCGGACAAUACAGAUUCUAUUAAUAAUCUUAAUACUUGCGUCAAUGAUAACACAACUGAACAGAAAUUGUAUGUUUAUACUCAAGAUCCUGAUCAAACAUCCCUAAUGAUGUACAAAGAUAUAUCGUGCAACUUGGUGCAGAAACAACAAAACGGAAGCAGCGAUUUGAAGAAUGACACGCGAUACGAUAAAAAAUUGAAUCAAUCGAAUUUCAAGCCCAGCAUCAGCAAUGUAUUCAGCAGCCUGAAUGAAUACAUCAAUGCUCCCACGGGAAGUUUAGAUUAUAUUGAACCUAUAUUGGAUAAAGCAGAAAAUUUACCUGGUACAAAAAAAACUAACAUUGCCGAAGAUGACUCCAAAUUGAACGAGACAAUUAACAUUCUCACUGGUAAAUGCUCCGCUCAAGAGGGAAAAAGAAUACAAGUAACUGAUGCGAGUGAUCACGCUUCUUUAGAUAUAAUCGAUAAAAAUGCCUUGGAUUACUGUUUGCCGUUAGAAUUGCCAGAUACAUUCGUCCAAGUUGUUGAAGUCGACAGCAAACAAGACAACGCGAUGCAAAAUAAUCUUAUGUCGCAACAUUCUCCUCAGAUAUCACUCGAUAGAAAUAAUAUUACCAACGUUGUGAUAACUGCGUCGGAUACUGUUGUAAAACAGGAUUCCAAGAAUAUUAUUGAAAACACAGAGUUGUUUGGUAACAGCAGAACACGUGUUAUUAAUGAGAAUGCAACGAUUAAUGAUGACACAUUCAAAGAGACGUCUCAAACUCUUGCCGACAAACAAAGACAAGAUGCGGAAGCUCAAGAUUCUGUCGGUGCGACAUUUGUCGAUGAGACAAAGACAGAUAGCGCUGUUGCAACCAACAACAAAAUUGAAGUGAACAAAGAGACAAAGACAGCUAAUAAUUGCAAUACUUUGUCCAAUGUUUAUACGAUGCGUGCGAAUGUUGGCAAUUUUUCUGAAGAUGAGCUCAAUCGGUAUUUGUUAGAAUUAGAAAUGGAAGUAAGAUCUAAAGUGGAAAACACGUGCUUGGAUAAAACUGCUUGGACCAAGUUGGAAAGCCUGCGAGAAAAGACUGUGAAUGAACGACGAGACGACGAAGACGCUAACGAGGCGCCGAUAUUUGAAAAAAUUAUGAUUGGCGAAUUACCAAAAAUAUCAGACGUUGAGUUUCACGAGAAAGCGAAAAAAUUUCCUGUCAUCGAUUAUAAUACUGAUGUGUGUAAUGAAGAUGUAAUGGAUAUACAAUGUAGCGAUGCAAGAGUCAUCUCAAACGAAACGAGUAAUCAAUUAAACGAUAGACAGAUUAACAAGAUGAUUAAAUCGACGAAACAUAACGAUGCAAAUAUUGCAAGUGGUUAUGCGGUACAAGAAAAUGCUUUAACGGCUACAUUGAGUGUUAUUGAUGAAGAUAAGUCGUCAGUAACGUCGGAAUCUAAAAAUGUAGGAGAACAAUGUAUUCGUAACAUAAAUAUGAUGCCGAAAUUACAACAGAAUAUUCAUGUAGAUACUCACUUAGAAAAUAGCAAUAGCAGCGCUGUGAAAACUUUUCCGUCAAAUUUAUCGGAGAAAGAUGAUUGCAACGAUAAAAUUUAUUGCCGAGAUCUUGUGGAAAAUAGCAAGGAAAAUGUUCUCGCGCAACAUGGUGCUCGAACGCGUGAUAACGAUACAAGUUCCAAGACGGAAAGUACGUCCAAACUCACUGACUCUUGUGUAGUUCAUACUAGUGAAAAUAAUCAAGAAGCUGGCAAACCGGCUCGUCCGCAGACUUUAAAUAUCGUCUCGACACAUAAGAAAGAUGAAUCUCAUAUGUUUGAAUCUUCGAGCGCUAUACCGGAAGGUGGACCGGAACGUUCGGAAGGUCGAAGUGUUGUUGAGGAAGAUCGAGGAGCUUCGUCGGACGUGUCCGAUAAUUCUUUAGUCGAAUUUAACGUAGUGUUGGGAAAGCAGCCUCCAUUCUGGAUUCCGGAUAGCGACGCGCCUAGUUGUAUGUUGUGUGACACUAAAUUUACCGUACUUAAGAGACGUCAUCAUUGUCGUGCUUGUGGUAAGGUGUUGUGUAACAAAUGUUGCAAUAUGAAGUAUAGAUUGGAAUAUCAAAUCACAAUCGAUUCUCGCGUUUGUGCUCCGUGUUAUCAACUACUUACGAAAGCGGAGAAUGAACACGGGAUAAAUGAUUGGUCGACUAAUUACAGUUCGUAUUCUGGACAUAAUGAUAUCAAUUCUCCACAAGGGAGACAGCCUAAUCCAAAUAAUCCCAUGGAGUACUGUUCAACUAUACCACCCUUGCAACAGUUAGCCGGCGGUUUACCACCACCGCCAACGGUGAUGGUGCCUGUAGGCGUUUUGAAGAGGGAAGGUUCGAAGCAUCGUACAGAAGGACAGAAAUCUGUUAUAUUCAGUGACGGAAUAAGGCCUGGCUGUGACCUGACAGAGCUAGACACGUGUUGGGAUCCGAAGCCACCGUACCGUAAGCAAGGAAACAAGCGAGUUUUUAUGUCAGGAUCCACGUUAACGGAUACCGUGAUGAGGAAGCAGAGUCACCCUCCUCUAGACAGCGUGACCAACAGUUACAUACCGCACGAUUCCAAUUUAUUACCGCCAACCGUCACUAUACAUAAAGGCCAAGUUACGUAUCAUCCGCCAAUGGAAGAAGGUCUGCUCUAUAAAACGCUAAAAAAUGAAUGCGAACCUCCGGUAAUGUUCGCGAUCAAUCGAAAUCUGUAUGCGUAUGUGAAGAUAACUAAUCUGAACUGCUGUGUGAACAAGAUCUGCUGGAACGUAACGUCGAGAGGUCUCGCUUGUGUCGGCCAAGACGAAGUUAUAUUGUUAGUGGAAGUUUUACCGGAUGAAACGCGAAUUCCGAAAGAUCUUCUCAUAUAUAUCAAUCAGUUGUAUCUCGAAGCUAUAAAAGGUAACACGAUGACGGAACUCGGAUUUUCGAUAUAUCAAGGUGGCAACUUGCUAGGUUCGCGCGAGCAUAAAGGAUUUCUUUUUAUUCGUCAAACAUUGCAGUGUUUACAAAAGAUUAUUUUACCACCCGCACCUUUUCUGAUUGCGCUCUUGGUUCAUAGAUGGGAAACUCCGUGGGCCAAAGUCUUCCCAUUAAGACUCGUUCUACGUCUUGGUGCGGAAUAUCGUUAUUAUCCUUGCCCACUUGUGUCCGUUCGUUUUCGGGACGCGUUAUACUUCGAAAUCGGACAUACCGUUAUGAAAGUAUUGGCAGAUUUCAGACAUUUCGCUUAUACUUUACCGAUAGUUAGAGGUUUAACGAUUCAUCUUAAGAAUCGUACAACGGACGUUAUGUUUCCCAGAAAUCGUUAUGAUCAAGUAAUAAAAGGACUUAACAACUCGAACGAUCACGUUUUGGCUUACGCUUCGAAUUUUAGUAUAACUGCGGAUUCGCAUUUAGUUUGCAUACAAACGAAUACUGGUGACGAAAGCAAUUAUCAGACACAAGCGAUAAAUAUUCACAAUAAACCAAGAACGGUAACCGGUGCUAGUUUUAUUGUCAUCAAUGGCGCUUUAAAAUCGUCGAUGGGGCUUUCCGCAAAGUCGAGUAUUGUGGAAGAUGGUUUGAUGGUGGAGAUAAUGCCGGAAAAAAUGGAAGCGUUGAAAGCCGCUCUGAAAAACAUGCAGGACUUCUCGAUCGGUUGCGGACGUCAAGGAGCGUCGGAGCCGGACGAGACUGUGAAUAUAAAAUGGGUCGAUAACGACGUAAUGUUUAAUAUAGGAGUUAAAAGUCCUAUUGAUGGACAAUUAAUGGACGGUAUACCGUCGAUUAGGGUACAUAAUGGCACCGAUUACAAAGGAACUACUCGAUUUAUACGAUGGACAGAAGUAUUCAUCAUAAAAUCGGAUGAUCAUUCGAGUGGCGUGAACGAUCCGGUGGAUAUAAAUAAACUUUCUGGCAAUAUAGCGAAAGCAACGUGUACAGCGCUAGUUAAACUGUUGGAUCUUCUCGCGACGGCAGGUUUAACGAAGCUUGGUGUACGGGCAACGAUUCAUCCAGAUAACGUGGGCUACGAAGCUGGAAGCGAGGGUACGAAAUUGCCGCCUAUUUAUAUGAAAAGUUUGGACAAUGAAUUAAUUCAAGUUUUACACAAAGCUGCGCAGAGCAGUCAGGAUGCGCACACAGUGCUUGAAUUAAUAUUUUACAUACUUGAGGAUUAAAAGACUUACAAAGCAUAUGUUCUGUAUUUCUUUUAAUUGCCAAUGUUGUUGAGAUCGAAUUACUUUUACUCAGCGGGAAAAAUGUGCAAUUAUAUACAUUAAUAUAUGACCUGUAAAUUAUCUUUUUCGUGUUAUAAUUGAUUUAAGAUCUAAUAUUUUCAAUUUCUGUUUAUUCUGAUAGCGAAUAAAAUAUUGUUAAAUAUUAGGAAUUUUAUUGCAAACGUCACCGAUAUAUAAUUUGAUCGUAAAUUCAUUUUCUUACAAACUUACACAAGAAUCGAAAAAAAAACAUUAAUACAAAAAAUUGUUUAACGUCGUUUAAGUUUUUUUCUUUGCUGUUUU
Molecule: messenger RNA, 5348 nt
Organism: Pseudomyrmex gracilis
Lineage: Eukaryota; Metazoa; Arthropoda; Insecta; Hymenoptera; Formicidae
Gene: Sara
Exons: 15
Coding region: 603-5006 (1467 amino acids)
Biological process (GO): endosomal transport
Cellular component (GO): early endosome membrane
Molecular function (GO): metal ion binding
Source: RefSeq, a predicted model, not a curated record